GAGAGAGUAAGGGGAGGAGAGGGCAGUACCAUUGCUGCAUCAGUGCCACAGCAGAGUGGAGCAGUAAAGGACUAUCGUUUCCUCCUUAUUCUUUUACUCUAAACACUCACUGGUUCAAAAGAGGUUUGGAAUCAGAGACUGGAGCUCCUUGCACCGCUGGAUGCUCUACUAUCCUCCUCCUAUCCUCCUACUCUCUGUGGAUGCUGUGGUAUUCUGGAUUUCUAUUUCUUUGCGUCUCUACUGCUAAGCACUUCUGCUGCUGCUGCUACUUCUAGACAUUUAUGGCACUGUUUUGGUUGGAAUGUGUUUCUGGCUUCUUAUGACUGUUUUUGUCCGUUAAAUCUCUCUCUCUACACUGGUUAUAAUUUCACCGAGGACUUAUAGAUCUAGACUUUUAGAUGACCUCCGGGACUCCUUGAACUCCACCUGCGGGUACUGUACAGGGCAUGCACAGAAGUUGACCUCCAGAGAUUGUGUUUGUAUGCACCUCUGCAGCUCAGUGGGAAGGAGAGAGGACUAAAGGUGGAACCGAAACUAUUGGGUAGACAGACUACUGCAGCCAUGUGUACUGUACACACCAGAGCCUGCAUGUGCUAGGUUAGCCCACCAGAAGGCUGGCUGGUACUGGUGCACGACUCAAUUACGUACACACACACCCAGAGACACACACUCAUACACAGCAACAUUCUCUGCUGUUCUCAGUGCGCAACAGAGGACAACGUUUGCUACUGUAAGACUGCAUUGCGCUCUGAGGCCAGAAAAGUCAAAAAAGAGACAAGAAGGAGAGGAGCAGCAGAGAAGAGGAGGGGAAGAAACAACCAUUGAGUAGCAGCUUACCUCCAGGGGGGAACUAAAGUGCAAGGGAGAGGAGCACGGAUUGAUGAACUGACCGUUUGGUUAAAGAGAGAGAAACUGACCAUCUGGUAAAAGAGAGAGAAACUGACCAUCUGGUAAAAGAGAGAGAAACUGACCGUCUGGUUAAAGAGAGAGAAACUGACCGUCUGGUUAAAGAGAGAGAAACUGACCGUCUAGUUAAAGAGAGAGAAACUGACCAUCUGGUUAAAGAGAGAGAAACUGACCGUCUAGUUAAAGAGAGAGAAACUGACCGUCUGGUUAAAGAGAGAGAAACUGACCGUCUGGUUAAAGAAAGUGAUAAAGACCAUAAUAAGAGAUGAGAGCAGAAGUGAACUGACCGGUCUGUUUCCCGCAGCUCCAACAUGAACUCUUCCUCCUCUGAUGUGAACCAAAGCAGCUCUCCUUUCUGCCUGCUGGGCCUGGGAUACUCCUACAACCUCAACACCUGCGUGCUGGAGGUGUCCGUCAUUCUCUUCCUCACCAUCCUCAUCAUCAGCGGCAACCUGGUGGUGAUCUUUGUGUUCCACUGUGCUCCACUGCUUCACCACCACACCACCAGCCACUUCAUCCAGACCAUGGCCUACGCAGACCUCCUGGUGGGGGUGAGUUGCCUGGUGCCCUCCCUGUCCCUGCUCCACUACCUCAAGGGGCUGGAUGAGGAGCUCACCUGUAAGGUGUUUGUCUACCUGGUGUCUGUGCUGAAGAGUGUGUCCAUGGCGUCUCUGGCAUGUAUUAGUGUUGACCGCUACAUCGCUAUCACACGGCCGUUCUCCUAUGCUACGCUGGUCACACCGUGUCGCCUGCGCGUCUGUAUCGGCCUCAUCUGGCUCUACUCCGCCCUCAUCUUCCUGCCCUCCCUCUUCGGGUGGGGAAAGCCUGGCUACCACGGAGAUAUAUUUAGUUGGUGUGCAACCUCGUGGCAGACCGAUCCGGGCUUCAGCUCAUUCAUCGUGGCUCUGCUGUAUGCUCCAGCCACCCUCACUGUGUGUUUCACCUAUGGGAGUAUCUUCCGCAUCUGCCGUCAGCACACCCGCAAGAUCACCCAACGCCUCACACGCUUCGGCCCCCAGGGGAACGAGAGGGGCGAGCGUGGUGAAGGGUGCCUGGAUAAGCGCUACGCCAUGGUGCUGUUCCGAAUUACCAGCGUGUUCUACGUGCUCUGGAUGCCCUACAUCGUCUACUUCCUGCUGGAGAGCGCCGGCCUCUAUUGCCACCUGGUGGCCUCCUUCCUCACCACAUGGCUAGCCAUCAGCAACAGCUUCUGCAACUGCCUCAUCUAUAGUCUCUCCAACAGCAUGUUCCGGAAGGUCCUGGGCCGCCUGUUCACGUCACUUUUCUCCCCCUGUCUGGAACUGGACUGCUGCACCGAGGGGAAGAAGGGUCCUGCUCCACCCAGCCAGCGCCCAGCCCAGGCCUGCUAGGUGUGACAGUCUCCUACAGACACUGUCUGGUUGGUUAGCUACAGUAAGCUAAGGCCUCGGCUUUAGCUCCUGGUGAGUGCAGUGUAUUACUACAUUGCAUGUCACAGGGUGUCUCUCUACAAUGGUAGUGCAUAGACCCCUGAGGCCAGGCCAGAGAGGUGCCCAUGUCUAUGCCCUUCAUUUCAGAGGGGUGGUUUACAGACGGUAGCGGGUGGGGUUUUCUCCAGUCUUUUUCUGCAGUGUUCUCCCAAGCGUGGACUGUCUGUUUCUGGCUGUGUGGAUCACCACUGUGCGUGGAGGAGAAGGUGUAAGGUAGUUUAGAUGAACAUCAGAAUGGAUCUGAGGAAAAAAGUAGCAACUCCAGUCGUAUAGCUUUGGUGCCAUGUUUGGCGCCUGUGAACCUUUAGCCUACCAAAUAUCUUCCAAAUGCAAAAAAAAUGACAAUAUCAGCACAACACGACUUGUAUUGUGUAAACCACUGCAGUGAAAAACGUUAUUUCAACAUUGAUGCAAAACUGUUACAUUGUGUUCCUUUAGGGUAGACAAUAGUGAAUCAAAACAAGUAUUUCGAAACAAAAGUACUAAAAAGACUGUAUUUCUUCACUUAGAAACUGCAACAGACAGUUUCAGUUUUGUAGCAAUUAUUGAAAACUUCAACUAUUUGAGGGUCAAAUUAUCUGUUAAUGAUGCUGUGCACUACAUUACAGUAUUACAUACAGAAAGGAUACCAGUUACCCGUAACAGUCAGUUUCCGAGAAAAUCAUUUAGUUUGUUCAGAAGCGUAUUUUGUGUAUUUUAUCCAAAGGAUUCUUCUAGGCGGGAAUGUUGAUGUAUAAAAUUGCCAAUUUUGGCAAGAUGGCCGACUCUAUGCCCACCGGCAUUCUGGUUUAUCAUGGACCUAUGUCUUCAUUCUGCAUUCUCAACAAGGAGACAAGUAGAUUUAUUUGUGAAUUGUAUUUUCUGUCCAUGUUCCCUCCUCAGGUUGAACGUCAGUUGUUUGUUCACCCUUAAUUGCUGAUGCCUUUAGACUGGUCUUGUGACUGCAAAUGCAUGACAUGCUCCACAUUAUAACAUGACAGCAAUAACAUAGUCAAGAUUUUCUUAUAGAUUGGAAUUGCAUCAUGUUAGGCAUGCUACCGAUCCAGAUGCACAACAAAAUACAAAGAGAGACACACUCAUUACUGUGUGCAUGCUGACUACUUACAGUCGAGCUAUUCUCUCCCUCUGUGCUCUCUGGCUCCUGAUAUCUGUACAGAUGAACUGAGUGGAGGAGUAGCACAUUAAUCAGAGGUCUAGACUGUCCUUCUAGAAGGCAGUGGGGUCAUGGAGACAAUGUGUUUCUAAGGGUUUCAUGUAAAGUAGGUUUAGGUGGAACUCCAGUGGGUCUCGAAGGCUUUUAUGGAAAGUAGACUUGUGAACUUCAUAUAGGUUUCUAUGUGAACUAAGUUAGAUCUGAUAUGUAGGAUAGGAGAGCAGACUUCUGGACAGUGUAAACAAUAAAAGGUGCAACGGUGAUUGUUUUGUAUGUGCGGGACUCUUCUUAUAUGACGAACCCAUUGGUACCCAGGUGUAGACAAUCACUCCCUCACACACACAGUAGAGCAAGCUAGGGUCAAACUACCGUGGCAAUUAAGCAAAGAGCAUUUUAAGAUGGGUCUGCAGUGCAGCACUCUAUAUUCUUAUCCCCAGGAAAGAUUGCAUUCCAUUCUAGGAAUUUCAAGAACCACAAGGACAGCAUGCAGGCAUCUUUUUACUAUAGUGUGUAUGCAAAGCUUGUAUACAACAUCUGUUAUGUUUCAAAAAUGAACUGUUCUGUAUGUUUUUGGAUAUCUGUUGCAAGAAUAGUGUGUCAUUGUGGAGUUAUGACAGUUGAUAUCCCAGGUUAAUAUAGGAUAAUCCUAGAUUUAAAAAAAUAAAUAAUGGGUGAGAUAAUCAACACUCCUUUUCUUGUUACAAAUGGGCUUAAUGUUUUGUUUCUUCUCAGCUGCAUCAGAUUCAGUAACAACUGUCUGUGGAUGUGCUGGGUGUCCGAGAGAUUAUGCUUAAUAGGCUCUAGUUACUUACCCAUGAAUGUGCACUGUUUAAAAUAUAUCUCCACUCAAUGUUAUUGCUAGCACUUGCCACCAAAAUAAAGUGUAUCAUCUGGGUUAACUUGGUCAUCCCAGAUGAGGAAACAUGCACUAUUUCAAGCAUACUGUAGUACAUGUAAUGUUUGCCUAAGUACAAUGUAAUUAUUAGGUGUUACACUUCAUUAUAACUAGCUAAAUCCUGUGUAUCUUGAGUGGUACUUACUUGUAAUUAAUGUGUACUUGUACAGUACACUACCCAUCCUGACAACCUGGCCUUCAUUUGAAAGCUUCUGGAAGUUUCACUUCAUAUCUGUACCUUAUUGUGAAAUGAAGUGAAACUUCCAGAAACGUUGAAAUGAGGGCAGGUUUGGGAUGGUUUGAGUUGUAAUGUAUUUAGAACCACGAGCACCAUCUCAACUCUCCUAUGAAUUCUGAUAAGGAAUGAAUUAUCAUUCAUUCCGAGGAAUACAGGGAGAUAAUGGCCAAACUUCAUGAAAUAUAAAAUGUUUCCUUGGGUUGUGUUUUUAAUUAACGUGUAACUGAACAACUAGUUUAUUAUACAUACUAAACAGGAAAGAGACUUUUGCUUUCCUGCCACCAUUAGAAACUCCACAAGUGAUGUUUUAUUGCACAUUUUAACUAAGAUAUAAGGUGGGACAAUGCUGGUUUUCCAAUGUAAAAAGCAAGCUCUUCAACAAAUGUUCUGUACCUCGCGUGUUGGUGACUGUACCUGACGUGAUGAUACGUACUGUAUGUAUUUUAUGACAAUUACUGAUGACCAUUUUGAUUCUGAUUGUAUCCUGCAACCAAUAACUAACUGUGACUCCACCUGCUGGAGCACUUUUUGGCUCAUUUCUUUUAGGUUGUGUGUGUUUUUGCUUUAGCAUUGUGGGCAAUGAGAUAAAUGUUUCCUCAAAUUGACAUGG
Salvelinus fontinalis (brook trout) is the source of this 5271-nucleotide messenger RNA. RefSeq names its product probable G-protein coupled receptor 21. Bases 1218 to 2276 code for a protein of 352 amino acids. Gene Ontology annotation, molecular function: peptide binding; G protein-coupled receptor activity. The transcript has a single exon. Gene Ontology annotation, cellular component: membrane. Gene Ontology annotation, biological process: G protein-coupled receptor signaling pathway. Lineage: Eukaryota; Metazoa; Chordata; Actinopteri; Salmoniformes; Salmonidae. The record is from RefSeq and is a predicted model, not a curated record.